Adineta ricciae is the source of this 4905-nucleotide messenger RNA. NCBI's taxonomy places the organism in Eukaryota, Metazoa, Rotifera, Eurotatoria, Adinetida, Adinetidae. The record is from the annotation of a GenBank genome assembly.
AUGCGUCCAGCUUAUGCAGGUCCGGGCUCUACGCGUUGGAAACCUACACAAGAUCCAGGCAAAACUGCACCAAGUUCAACUUCCGAUGCGAACCGAUCAAACGCAACUGAUGUCAAUUCGGCAAAUUCAAAAGGAGUAUAUAAGCAAUCAAGAAUGAAAAAUCUUAUUAUCGUCUUGAUUUAUUGUCAAAUAAUACAUCUUAAUUGUCAAUUGAUUCUUCAUGAUAUCGAUAAAACUACGAAUGAACAUAUUUGGCAAUAUGAUUGUUUAUAUUAUUAUGUUACUCGUGAAGAACUAGCUUAUCAAGAAUUAUCGAAUUUAAUCAGCGACAUGAUUCCAUAUUGUUUUCGACCGUUAACUAAAACUGAUGAAUUGAUAAAAAGUGUUAUUCAUUCAAACGAUCCACAAUUCACUUUUGUAGAAUUGCGUGAUCGGAAUAUUACUGCGAAAGAUCUCCUUCUUUGGUCAUGUCCAAUUGAUUUAGCUGAAAAAUAUGAAGUGUACUUGAAUACGAACGAUUUGAUAUUAUCGAAUGAAAUAUUUUAUAAUUGUACAAAACCGUGGUUUGGUUUAUUUUGUCAAUACUCAUUUGAAUUUACUGAACAAAUGUUAAUCAACGAUGUUGUUUACAAUCAAUUCCAUCGAAAAAACUCAUAUCUAGGCUCAUCGAAUUCUCCAAUCGAAUUUCCAUGUUAUGUUCAUAUUGAAUGCAAUCGAGGUGGAUCAUUUCUAUGUCUCGAUUGGCGCGAGAUAUGCGAUGGACAUGUCGAUUGUAUUGAUGAAGGUCUCGAUGAGAUGUUUUGUUUCGAUAUGGAAUUGAAUGAAUGUCCAGAAAAUGAAUACCGAUGUCAUAAUGGUUUGUGCAUUCCAUAUCAAUUUUGGGAAAACGGUAUUGGUCAUGCUGAUUGUCUUGAUCGAUCGGAUGAGUAUAAUGAUGUGUCUUAUCCAAAAUCAUGUUUUCAAGAUCCAACAUUUCGUUGUGAAGAACAUUCAUGUCGAACAAAUUGGUAUGAAUUUACAUGUGGCGAUGGACAAUGUGCACAAAAAUUUGAUCAAUGUCAUAAUGGACGACAUUUGUUAUUGAUUGAAACGAUUACUAAACAAAAAAGUGUAUCGGAGAGAUGUUUAGUUGCAAUGAUAUGUUUAACAAAAUUAGUUAAAGAAACUCAUGGAUAUUCCUGUGAUUUUGUUGUGAAAAAUAUUCAAGAUUAUCUUCGAUUUUGUGAUACAAUUUUUCAGUUUCCAUCAUUUCCGAUUCAUUUGGAUCAUAUUCGAUUUUUAUACGAGAAUAUUUCUCUUAAAACGAAUUAUUCGUCCUUAAUUAUCCCUGAUUAUGUUUGUUAUGAUCAAGAACUUUGUGAUUGUUUAGUUCCCAAUUUGAUCUAUCAAAAUCUGACCUGUGUAUUCAGUUCACAACUUGAUUUAGCAUCCAGUAUUACCGGUCAUGUUUGGAUUGAUAUAAUUCUCACACUUAGUUCCCAUUUUCGAUCGUGUUUAACGUCAAAAAUACGACGAAUUAACCAUAUCAAUUCGUCAUCGUUGUAUCAAUGUCGAAAUUCGUCGAAAUUCAUUUCUAAACAUCGUAUAACCGAUGAGAAUCUCGAUUGUUGUUUAGGAGAUGAUGAAGACAUAGAUAAUGAGUAUAGCUGCACAUACAAUCAUCGUUAUCGUGUCAAAUGUUCGGAAGAAAACAAAUGUUUAUCAUCCUUACAUACUGAAGACGAUUGUAUAUUAACGGAAAAGCAAAUUUCGUUCAAAAAUAUUUGUGAUGGUUUGAACGAAAUAACGUUUACUGAUUUGAAAAACGGACAAAAUUAUACUGAUGAACUCGAUUGUUACCAUUGGCCUUGUAAAACGAUUUACACUACAUGUGAUGGAUAUUGGACGUGUCCGAAUGGUGAAGACGAAGAAAACUGUUUCCCAAGUAUAUGCUCUAAUGGAACGUAUUCGUGUAUAUCGCCAUCGAAUUAUUCUCUGAUUUGCUUAUCAUCGGAGAGAAUUAACGACGAAAUCAAUGAUUGCAUUGGUUCCAUAGAUGAAAUGGAAUUCUGUCGACGUGUUUAUCCUUCACAUUUGAAUCCGAAACGUUUCCGUUGUCAAAAUAGUGAUAUAUGCUUGUCACUAUCAGAACUUUGUGAUAAUGUUCCAGCGUGUCCUCUUGCCGAUGACGAAAUCUUUUGUCAAUAUGGAAAAAGUUUUCUAGACGUCUUUCGUUACCUUAAUGAUAUUGAACAGAAGAAAAUCAACCAUUUUUCACUUCAUACAUCACCGAAUUAUCCACGAUUAGAAACUACAAAUGACACACUUUUGUGGACAGUUGAACAGCAUACAAUUGGACAAUAUCAUUAUUCACAAAAGAUUUCUCCUAUUUCACCGUGGUCUUGUAAUCGUGGAUUAACUGUUCGAAUGAAAUCUUACUAUAAAUAUCGAUGUAUGUGUCCACCGAGUUACUAUGGAGAUCUGUGUCAAUAUCAAAAUGAACGAGUUAGUUUAACGUUAGGAAUUAUUAGUGCAGAUAGAUACGAUGUUUUUAUGAUUGUUUUGAUGUUGAUUAAUAAUGACAAAUUCAAAGAAAUUCAUUCUUAUGAAAUGCUGGAAUACAUUGCAAGUCAAAGUUGUGAUUUCAAACAUAAUAUCUAUUUAUUAUUUUCAAGUAGACCAAAAAAUAUUUCGAAGAAUUAUCAUAUUCAAAUUGAUGUAUAUGAAAAACAUGCAAUGAAGUAUCGUGCAAGUUGGUAUUUACCAAUUCCGUUCCUUUUCUUGCCUGUCAAUCGCAUAUCUACACAUGUAUUUAUACCGUCGGAAGAAUUACCUUCGAGUUCGAAUUGUUCGAUCCAAUGUCAGAAUGGUCAGUGUACAAAAUAUGUCAAUCGAAACGACCUAUCUUUCUGUCGAUGUUUAUCUGGAUGGACUGGAUAUCAAUGUGAUAUUCCGAUAGAUUGUCAGGAUUGUUCGGAAAACUCAUUAUGCAUUGGAUCGAUGAAUAAUCGUUCAAUAUGUAUUUGUCCACUAACAAAAUUCGGCCGUCGAUGUGUCUUGACAUCGUCAUGUCCGGAAAAUGCAUGUGAAAACAAUGGACAAUGCAUUCCUUCGGAUAUGCUGAGUAUAUCAAACAAACGAUAUUCUUGUAUUUGCUCAGAUCAAUACUACGGUUCAAGAUGUCAAUAUCGGAAAGCAAAAUUAGAUAUUUAUCUUCAAAAUCUAGAGAUACCAUCGUAUCUGUUAGCAUAUUUCUUUACCGUUUCAAAUCAUUCAGAACCAACAUUAACGAUAAUGAUACAAAAACUAACGCUUUUUCAACGUAUGGUGACUUUUCGUAUUUCAAUUCCAUAUCAUCUUGUAAUUGUUCGUUCGAAUCACAGAUACUACCUUGCUGUUCUUCAUACCAUUCCAAAUCUAGAUUUAGUAACCGAAAUCAAUCCAUCACAAGAAUGUUUUCCUAUUCAAUAUCUAUUCAAUUCAACCGUCAUGUCUCUCCCACGUUUUCAUCGAAUAAAAUAUUAUCACAUCUUAUGUCAAACAAAACAUAGUUUACAUUGUUUUCUCGAUGAAUAUUAUCUUUGUUUUUGCACACAGGAGCGUCAUGCUAAUUGCUUUGAAUUUGAUUCAAAUGAUAAUAAUCUUCAAUGUUCAUCCAAACACACAUGUCUCAACGGUGGUCAAUGCUUACAAGAUCAUCCGACAUGCCCGUCAACGGUUAUUUGUGUUUGUACAGAUUGUUUCUAUGGUAAUCAGUGUCAAUUUUAUAGCAAAGGUCUCGGUUUAACAUUAGAUGAAAUCUUAACUUAUGAAAUCAAGUCUAAUGUGAAUUUAAUCGAUCAAUCUUUUGUGGUUAAACUAUGUGCAUUGAUAACAACGAUUAUUCUUCUCGCUGGAAUUUUCAAUAGUAUUUUAUCAACUAUUGUUUUUAAGAAUAAAACAUCACAGGAAGUCGGUUGUGGAAUUUAUCUCUUUACAUCAUCGAUUGUUUCUCUAUGCAUCGUGAUUCUAUUUGCAUUAAAAUUCUGGUUUCUCAUUUACUCCUAUCGAGAUUUUCUCGGACAGAAAUUCAUUCGUUUUUCAAACUGUAUGAUUAUUGAACCACUAUUAAAACUUCUUUUGAAUGUAAAUAAUUGGUUAAAUGCUUGUGUGGCCGGUGAACGUGCAUUUGCAGUAUUUAAAGGUGUUUCAUUUCGAAAAGAAGCAAGUAAACAAACAGCUGAAUGGAUUAUCGUAUGUUUGAUUGUGAUCAAUAUCAUUCUACUUAUUCCUCAAACAUUUCAUUUACGCUUAUUUUAUGAUCAAAAAGAAGAUCGAACUUGGUGUGUCAUUCUCUACUCGGAAUUAUUAAAUAACUACAAUUCAUUUAGUUUAUUUUUUCAUUUUUUUUCACCAUUUAUUAUUAAUUUAUUCUCUGCACUAUUUAUCAUUAUUGGUACAGCACAUCAACGAGUUGUUUCUCAAAAUCAACACAAAUUCACCAAUCAUUUUAUCAGUAAAUUCAAACAACAUAAACAUUUAUUGAUUAGUUCGGUGAUUCUUCUCAUUUUAUCUUUACCACGUUUGAUCAUUUCCUUUACAUUGAAUUGUAAAAAAUCAUCCGAUCACUUCUGGUUAUAUCUAUCGGCAUAUUUUGUUUCAUUUUUGCCAUCAAUGUUNAAAUUCAAACAACAUAACCAUUUAUUCAUUAGUUCGGUGAUUCUUCUCAUUUUAUCUUUACCACGUUUGAUCAUUUCCUUUACAUUGAAUUGUAAAAAAUCAUCCGAUCACUUCUGGUUAUAUCUAUCGGCAUAUUUUGUUUCAUUUUUGCCAUCAAUGUUGAUAUUCAUCGUCUUUGUUUUACCGUCGCCAAUUUAUAAAAAGGAGUUUACACAAUUUUUAUCACGUAUUCAACGACGUUAUGCGCUAUUCAAUGGAAAUAUUUAA